This is a messenger RNA of Acomys russatus (golden spiny mouse), 1611 nucleotides long. It is a transcript of the gene Cd276, whose product is annotated as CD276 molecule. NCBI's taxonomy places the organism in Eukaryota, Metazoa, Chordata, Mammalia, Rodentia, Muridae. Bases 1 to 1254 code for a protein of 417 amino acids. The record is from RefSeq and is a predicted model, not a curated record. The transcript is spliced from 8 exons.
AUGGGACAGCUGGAUAUUGCUGCAGGGCUUGGCGCCAGCAGCUCGGAGGGUGGGAGUGGUCAAUGGGCGGUCACCUGUCCUCUCUCGCCGAAAAAGAAACUUCGGAUCUUGGAAGGUCCGGGUCGGGGGCGGGUCCAGGCUCGGGGCCCUGCCCAGCAGGCGGGCUCAGGCUUCGUCCUCGGAUCUCCGCCGCGGGGCCAAUCCAGCCUUAAGGGCGCACCGGGACGGCCUUUCCGGGCCGCAGCUUCCUCCGGCCGUCCCGCCCCUCGCACUCCCACCUCCCGCCCCAGUCUGGCCGGGCCUCGCGGCGGCGGCACCUACAGUGACAGCGAUUGGGCUGCGCCCCGCCGCGUCCCUGAGUCCUGGGAGUCGGCGCGGCGCGGAGCUGUGGAGGUCCAGGUCUCUGAAGACCCUGUGGUAGCCCUGGUGGACACCGAUGCCACCCUACGCUGCUCCUUUUCCCUAGAGCCUGGCUUCAGUCUGGCACAGCUCAACCUCAUCUGGCAGCUGACAGACACCAAACAGCUGGUUCACAGCUUCACUGAGGGCCGGGACCAAGGCAGUGCCUAUGCCAACCGCACAGCACUCUUCCCCGACUUAUUGGUGCAGGGCAACGCAUCCUUGAGGCUGCAGCGUGUCCGAGUAACUGACGAAGGCAGCUACACCUGCUUUGUGAGCAUCCGGGACUUUGGCAGCGCUGCGGUUAGCCUGCAGGUGGCCGCCCCCUACUCGAAGCCCAGCAUGACUCUGGAGCCCAACAAGGACCUGCGUCCAGGGGACAGGCUGACCAUCACGUGCUCCAGCUACCAGGGCUAUCCCGAAGCUGAGGUCUUCUGGAAGGAUGGACAGGGAUUGCCCUUGACUGACAAUGUGACAACAUCCCAGAUGGCCAACGAACGGGGCUUGUUUGAUGUUCACAGCGUGCUGAGGGUGGUGCUGGGUGCUAAUGGCACCUAUAGCUGCUUGGUACGCAACCCGGUAUUGCAGCAAGAUGCUCAUGGCUCAGUCACCAUCACAGGGCAGCCCAUGACCUUCCCCCCGGAGGCUCUGUGGGUGACUGUGGGGCUCUCUGUCUGUCUUGUGGUACUGCUGGUGGCCUUGGCCUUCGUGUGCUGGAGAAAGAUCAAGCAGAGCUGUGAGGAGGAGAAUGCGGGCGCUGAGGACCAGGAUGGGGAUGGAGAAGGAGCCAAGACAGCUCUGCGGCCUCUGAAACACUCUGAAAACAAAGAAGAUGAUGGACAAGAAAUAGCCUGACUGGGAGAUGCUGCCCUUUCCAGGUUGGGGACCCACUCUGUGGCUAUGUGGAGCCUCAACGUGAGCCCCGCCCCCAAGGAAUGGGUCCUGCUCUGCAGAUCUACCCAUGCUUCAAAGGAUGUGGUACACAGGCCACCCACAGCCUUAUUUCUCCGAUGGACUUAAUUCCCAUCAUCCCGCAGCCUUAUUUCUCCAAUGACACGAUAGAUGAACCUUCCCGCGGCCUUCUUUCUUAUGGACGUGACACACAGACCAUUCCACCUCAGCGUUCCUCCAGAGUCAUCCAGUGGCCUUGUUUCUCCAGCGAUCUCACACGUGAACCUUCCUUUGGCCUUAUUUCUUAAGGACACGUGCAAA